Molecule: messenger RNA, 2741 nt
Organism: Rhizophagus irregularis DAOM 181602=DAOM 197198
Lineage: Eukaryota; Fungi; Glomeromycota; Glomeromycetes; Glomerales; Glomeraceae
Source: RefSeq, a predicted model, not a curated record
AUCGUUUUCCAUGUCUUUGGCAAUACAGCUUUUAAAAGUUUACGCGUUUUUAACAGUAAUACAAUAAUAUAUUCGUAUGGAAAGCGAAAAAGUGCUUUGUGUUGCCGAAAAACCUUCAGUAGCAAAAGAAAUAGCUAAAAUUUUGUCCGGGAAUCGUUUUGUAAUGAGAAAUUCUAGAAUAAAUUAUAUAAAGAAUUAUGAAUUCAAGUGUCAGUUGAAUAGUAAAGAAGUCCAAGUAAUAAUAACUUCAGUUUGCGGACAUAUCAACGCACUCGAUUUUCCUAGCCAAUAUGCCAAAUGGGAAAGUUGUUCGCCAACUGUUUUAUUCGAUGCGCCUAUUAUUAAAAAAACUAUUGAUGAGAACGCGGAGUGUAUAAGAGAAAACAUCUUUAACAUAGCGCAUUCCGUAAGCCAUUUGAUGAUAUGGACCGACUGUGAUCGAGAGGGCGAAAAAAUUGGUUCGGACAUUGUAGACAUUUGUCGUAUGGCCAAUUCUGACAUAGUUGUAUCACGUGCAAGAUUUUCAGCAAUUAUACCACCACAAAUUAAGCAAGCAUGGGAAUCACCUGUGCAACUUGAUAUGAAUCAAGCCGAAGCAGUCAACACUAGAAUGGAAUUAGAUUUGCGUAUCGGAUACGCAUUCACUAGAUACCAAACAUUAGGUUUAAGGCAAAUUUUUCCAGAACUAGGAAAUGGAAUAUUGAGCUAUGGCUCAUGUCAAUUUCCAACACUAGGUUUUGUUGUUGAGAGGUACAAAGCUGUCGAAAAUUUUGUUAAAGAAAAAUUCUGGAAAAUACAUGUUGUAGUAGAUCGAGAUGACACAAUAGUUAAUUUUAAUUGGGAUAAGGGUGUAUUAUUUAACGUAAAUUGUUGCAAUGCAAUAUAUUGUGAUUUGAUGAUGGACCAGCCAGUAAUAGCAACUGUAGUAGAAGUUGUUACUAAAGAGACGAGAAAAUAUAAGCCAUUUCCGUUAACUACAGUUGAAUUACAGAAAGCAGGAUGCCGGUUCUUACAUAUUUCAUCUGCCGAAAUCAUGAAAAUUGCGGAAGAUUUAUAUAAUAAAGGUUUUAUAAGUUAUCCGAGAACGGAAACUGAUCAAUUUGAUCAUCAAUUUAACUUUAAAGAUUUGAUACAAGCACAAUCACAGGAUCCAAGAUGGGGAGAUUUCGCGUCAAGCUUGCUUGACAAAAGGAUAACUACAAGGAAAGGUAAACAUAAUGAUCAAGCUCAUCCUCCAAUACAUCCGGUCCAGUAUGCAACAGGAUUAACCGGCAAAGAAAAGACUGUAUAUGAAUUUGUUGUUCGAAGGUUUUUAGCUUGUUGUUCGGAUGAUGCUAAAGGAAAUGAAACUACUGUUAAGAUCAAAAUCAAGGAAGAAUAUUUUACUGCUAAAGGACUUGUUAUUACAGAAAACAAUUAUUUGGAUGUAUAUCCAUAUGAUCGUUGGAGUGAUAAAAACCUUCCAAAUUUUAUUCUUAAUGAAACGUUUACACCAAAAGAAUGUACGAUGGAAGAAGGUGAAACAACGCCACCGGAAUAUUUAACCGAAGCAGAACUUAUUAACACUAUGGACAAAAAUGGUAUUGGUACCGACGCAACAAUUCAUGAACACAUCAAAAAAAUAAUUGAUCGUGAAUACGUUGAGAAACAAGAUCAAGGAAACAAAACCUAUUUAAUCCCAUCUAAUUUGGGACUCGCUAUUGUUGAGGGAUAUGAUUCUAUUGGUUUUAAUGAAUCUUUGACUAAACCCCUUUUAAGAGCAAAAAUGGAGCAAAACCUAAAGGAAAUAUGUGAAGGAACGCGAGAGAAAAAUGAUGUUUUGACUGAAAAUGUUAACAAAUAUCGUGAUAUGUUCUUAGUAACCCAUAAUAAUUUGCAGCUUCUGAUUGGAGGGUUUGCGAAAUAUUUUACUUCUGGAACAGAUGAUGUUCAUAGAGUUUUUAACGAUAUAAUUAAUGUUGAAAAUCCAAAAUUAGUUAGAUGGUGCCGUGACUCAUGGCCUAUGUAUUUGAAGAAGAUACAAAAUAAUUGGAUCAUAUCAUGUAUUAAUUAUCCGAAUUGCAAUUAUGAUGGUUUCUUUUUCAAUAGUCCCAACUCAAUAAAGAGCAUUACAGUUAACAAUGAAGUAUGUUCAAUAUGCUCGAGGAACCCCCUUCAACCUGUUUAUUAUCUUACUAUUGUAUAUCGUACCAACAGGAUCAUAAGAGGAUGUUUUGGAGGCUGCGAUGAUAAUAUGGAUAUGCUGCUAUCAAGAAGUAGUGGUACUAAUAACAAACCCAGAAAUAUCGAUGCUGAUAGUAAUAGUAGAAGAGGUCGCGGUUCCGGAUCAGUAACUCGUGGGCGUAGUUCACGUGAUGAUGGCGAAAAUGAUAUACAAGGAACUCGCGGUUCUCGUGGCUCUCGUGGCUCUCGUGUGAGUAAAAGAGGAGGUCGAGGUUCCCGUGGCCGUGCUGGUCGCGGUUUUACAAGUGCACGUGGUAGUGGUAGGGGUAGGGGUAGGGGUAGGGGCAGGGGUAGGGGCAGGGGCAGGGGCAGUAAUGAUGGUAGUUAUGAUAAUGAACCGUUAAAUAUAGAUAAAUGAAAAAUCAUUUAUUCGCUUUAUAUACUUUAUAUGUAAAUAUUUUAUACUUUUAAAUUAAUCCGAAUCUAAUAAAGAUGAGUAACAAUUUUAUUCGUCGCAGUUAAUAUACUGCUAAUCAGUGAUUAACUGAUUAUGAAUCGAAUUCUGGAUGACAAAUCAA